Messenger RNA from Amphibalanus amphitrite, 1301 nucleotides. RefSeq names its product 39S ribosomal protein L47, mitochondrial-like (gene mRpL47). The transcript has 7 exons. Gene Ontology annotation, biological process: mitochondrial translation. The record is from RefSeq and is a predicted model, not a curated record. Gene Ontology annotation, molecular function: structural constituent of ribosome. Gene Ontology annotation, cellular component: mitochondrial large ribosomal subunit; mitochondrial ribosome. The coding region runs from base 171 to 980 and encodes 269 amino acids. Lineage: Eukaryota; Metazoa; Arthropoda; Thecostraca; Balanomorpha; Balanidae.
GUGCAUUUGUAGCUUAUUUAAAGUUUAUUAUCGGUGCACUUAUAAGUCCAUAAGAGCUGCCUUUCUUUGGUUGACUGCUUUGUGGUCACUACAAAACGCAAUUAGAAGCAUCAUUGCCUACUCAUACUUGACAUGGUGAACUGUGAAGUUCUGAUUUAAACAAGCUAAGUAUGUCCUUGUACUCAUUUCUUAGCCAUGGUUUAAGGCUCGCAUCAAGUGUUCCGACAUGCCUCUCGCCCAGCAAAAUGGUUCUGAUAAAAGGAAGUCUGCCACUAAAAAGUCCCAGCUUAGCUAUCUUGAACAGGCUGUUUCAAACAUCAUGUAGCAGAUAUGGCCUGAUGGAGUUCUUUGACGACGAGAAAAACUGGGGAGCUGACGAGGUCCGCGUCGGCAGAGCAUGGAAGGCAGAAGAACUUCGACUCAAGAGCAACCAAGAUCUGCAUAAGCUCUGGUACGUCCUGCUUAAGGAGAGAAACAUGCUCCUCACCACCGAACACUAUUACGAGAAGACGGAGAAGGAGCUCUUUCCCAGUCCAGAGCGCAUAGAUAAGGUUGAAGAGAGUAUGAAGAACCUGGAGCAGGUGGUGAAGGAGCGCAACAAGGCCUACUGGCAGCUGGAGGUGUCUUCGGCAGAGGACGGAUGUCGGCCCGUUCGACGGGAGAGGAACCAGUUCGGCGUCAUGGUAGACCGCCCGCUGACGGAGCACGUCGAACCGGAGACGGACUCGAAUAGAGUCCGACCGGCGCGGCCCUACGCCAGUCCCGACGUGGCCAACUUCCUCAAACUGAAGCACGAACAGGAGAAAACGGAACGCAACAGAGAGACACGACGACGCCACCGACACGUGGUCGGUCUACUGAGGCGGUUCCCCGACCUGGAUCUGGACAUGCUCAGAGAACAGUAUCCGGACGUCGACAUGGACAGAGUGCGACGGGAUAAACGCAUACGCGGCAAUCACGAGGACAGGCUCAGCAUAUGAUCCGUUGUGGGGGCCGUGCGUGAAUGACUGGUGAGGAAUACGGAAACCCGAGUUGGUAGAUGCGACUACAUGGCUACGAGAUUGCGACGGAAAUCGAAGAAGGCCAUCCGUCUACCAGUGUCCCCAAAGCAAAGCCGAUAUUUGAUCGGCUCCAAACAUCAACUCUGAAUAUCUUGUCAGCGUUUGUGAAAGGGAUUUUUGUACCGCUGUGAUGCCGGCGUGUGCGAAUGCAUUAGUGCGACCAGUGAACGACUGUUAUGCUUUGCAAUGGCCAAUGUGUGUGCAUCUGAUUCAUCGGUAAAUAGUAUGUCGUGAAACCCA